Castor canadensis (American beaver) is the source of this 3753-nucleotide messenger RNA. RefSeq names its product interleukin 6 receptor (gene Il6r). The record is from RefSeq and is a predicted model, not a curated record. Lineage: Eukaryota; Metazoa; Chordata; Mammalia; Rodentia; Castoridae. Gene Ontology annotation, cellular component: external side of plasma membrane; membrane. Gene Ontology annotation, biological process: immunoglobulin mediated immune response; cytokine-mediated signaling pathway. Gene Ontology annotation, molecular function: protein binding; cytokine receptor activity.
CGGUCCACUGCUCUGAGUCAUGUGCAAGUGGGAAGUUACACUGACACAGAGCCGGGCCAGAGGGAGCCGGGCUGAGCGCGGCGCCGGGCCGAGGGACUCGUAGUGCCGGCUGGGUGUAGAGCCCUCGGGCAUGGCAACUGUCCUGGGAGCUUGAGCCCGCCCGUCGUCCCGCCCUGGCCGGCCACUUAUAAUCCCGCCACCCACUCUGUCCCUGGGACCUCAGGGUGUUAGCGGAGAAGGAAGCAUGCUGGCCGCCUGCUGCGCGCUGCUGGUCGCCCUGCUCGCCGCGCCGGGGGCGGCGCUGACUCCCGGGAGUUGCCGCGCGCUGGAUGUGGCAAGUGAUGUGGUGACCAGCCUGCCAGGGGCCAGCGUCACCCUCACCUGCCCAGGGGAGGAACCAGCAGACAGUGGAGCUGUUCACUGGGUGCUUGCCAGCUCACAACACAGAAGAUCGGUUGGUGUGGGAAGGAGGCUGCUUCUGAGGUCAGUGCAGUUCAGCGACUCUGGGAACUAUUCCUGCUUCCUGGACAACCACCUGGCUGGGACUGUGCACCUGCUGGUGGAUGUUCCUCCUGAGAAACCCCAGAUCUCCUGCUUUCGGAAGAGUCUCCUCAGCAACGUUAUUUGCGAGUGGAGUCCUCAGAGAGCCCUGUCCCCGAUGACCAAGGCUGUGCUGUUGGUGAAGAAGUUAAAGAAAGUCCCGGCACAGGACUUCCAGGAGCCGUGCCAGUAUUCCCAGGAGUCGCAGAAGUUCUCCUGCCAGUUGCCAAUUCCAGAAGGAGACAAGUCUUACCACGCAGUGACCCUGUGUGUUGCUAAUGGUGUGGGAAGCAGAUCCAGCAGUGAGGAGGCGUUUGAGGGCUAUGGAAUCUUGCAGCCUGACCCACCCAUUGACAUCAUGGUCACUGCCAUGGCUGGAAAUCCCCGCUGGCUCAAUGUUACCUGGAAAAACCCCCACUCCUGGAACUCGAAUUUCUACAGGCUGCGAUUUGAGCUCCGAUACCGGGCCGAAUGGUCAAAGACGUUCACAACGUUGAUGGUUGAGGAUACUCAGCACCGCUGCAUCAUCCAUGAUGCCUUGCGAGGCAUGAGGCAUGUGGUACAGCUCCGGGCCCAGGAGGAGUUUGGGCUUGGUAUGUGGAGUGAGUGGAGCCGGCAGGUCACAGGCACUCCCUGGACAGAAUCCAGGAGUACUCCAGCUUUGAUCCCGGUGUCCCCCUUCACACAGGUGCCUACCAAUGAAGAGGAGGAUGGUUUCCGAAGGUAUUCGCCAAAAGCAACCACCCUCCCAGUGCAAGAUUCUUCUUCCACAUCACUGACCACAUUCUUGGCAGCUGGAGGAAGCCUGGCUUUUGGCACAUUCCUGUGCAUUGGCGUCGUCCUCAGGCUGAAGAAAACAUGGAAGUCACAGGCUCUGAAGGAAUGCAAGACCAGCAUACACUCUCCAUAUUCCUUGGGGCAGCCUAAGCCCACUAUCGUCUUCGUUCCUCUCCUUGCCCCACCAGUAUCUCCCAGCAGCACUGGGUCUGACAACACCUCGAGCUACAGCCAACCAGAUGCCAGGGACUCACGGAGCCCUUAUGACAUCAGCAACAGAAGCUACUUCUUCCCCAGAUAGCUGUCUGGGUGGCACUUGGCACUGCCAUUCCAGCUUAUCUCAGGGGUGGAGGUCUGCAGCAUCACUGCUGUAGAAGAAUAUUGCAGAAGAUUCUAUACGGAGUCAAAAUUCAUUUGCUGCAUCUGUUCUGAAGGAAGAGGUGGCUGAGUUCUCAAGCCUCCUUUCCCAAAUACUCUGGUUCAGGGGGUCAUGAGGAACUCAGGCCACCCUGAAGAGAGCUGUGUCAGGACUCAAUUGGUCACUGUGUGGAGGAGCUGCUGGUCACCCCCAUACCCCAAUAUAUCUCUACAAACUGCACCCUCAGUGAGGGGAUGGGAGUCCAGCCAAAGGCCACCCUGGUCACCUAUCUCCUGGCCCACCACAGAGCUGCACGUUCUACCUUGAACUCUUAACACCGUAGUGCUUUGCCAUUCUGUUUUAGUAGGCUGGAGAUGGCUUUUUGUAAGUUACCAAGGCUGGGGAGGAAGCUCUUUCCUGCCUUUCUUCACAGUUGAAAAACAGCUGGGGGGGUUGGGGUGCUGGUUGUGGUUGGUAGUGAGUAAUAUCUCAGGGCCUGAUAGUUUUAAAUGGAAUUAUAAUUAGUUCUUCAUUAGCAUUUUGCUAAAUGUGAAUUAUAACCCUAGGCAUUUGUAGAAGCAAUUGCACUGGCCUGAUUCUCCUCUUUGGAUCUCAGGACUUCAGGAAGAGGAAGAAGGGGAGUGGGAACAGUCUCUGUGGUCCCCCAUCAUAGCUGAGGAGGACCCUAGCCUCUGAAAACCGGUGUCCUUUGUUCUCCCAGCUUCCCCCAAUGGAGGGCUAGUGGGAGGGAGGGCUUCUGCCAGAGCCCAGAGCAAAACUGUUUUACACCAACUUUGUUGAUUCUGGUUUCAACUGGACCUGAGCAAGUAGGGCAGAUGAUAUUCAUGUGAAAGAAAAAUGAAUCUGGCAAGAAUGUACUUUUUUUUUUUAAACUGCUGACUAUUUUCUCUUGAGACACUGCAAGAUCCAGUAUUUGAUUCGAUGGGUGUCAGUGUAUAAAUCACUUAGGGGAAAAGCACAAAUAACUUCAUUUAGCAUAAGACCAGUCAAGUGAAAAAGGAGGAGGAGAAAAAAGUAGUUUCUGGUUUCAUUCUGUAUUUUGUUUUUGUCUAAAAAGGUACGAAAGUGAGGGCUAAGUGCAUGGCUCAAGUGGUAGAGCACCUGCCUAGCAAGUGCCAGGCCCUGUUCAAACCCCAGUACCACCAAAAAAACAAACAAAAAAAACUACUUUAGGGAAAAAGCAGUUUGUGAUGCUGCCCCAGGUGGUUGGGAAGAAGGAAAGACUGUCUUGCUUCCUGUUCUCAGGCCUCCCACCAGUACCAGGCAGGGUCCUGGAAAUUCUCCACCCCUAAGGUCAGGAGCCCUGUUAUCAGAGGGAAAGUUCAUUAGAAUUCCUCCCUUGGUGCCUUCUUUUCUCCCAGCCCCUUGAGUUGGAUUCAGUUCAGUUACAGGGUGGAAGGGCCCACAAGCGGCUGGCCACCACACUGACCAACCACCUCAGCUGACUCCUGUCGGUGUUCUGAGAAUUCAGACAGGUACCCACAAAGUAGAGCUCUGAUUAAAAUGAACGGUGCAACCACCUCAGACCCUGAAUUUACCAGACCACAAAACCUUUCUAGUAGUUUACCCUUUUAGAACCACACCUCCCCGCCUCCCAACACCAGACAGGUGGUAAAGGAUGAAAACCACUGUGGUUUAUUUGCUGUUUGCCAGGUUCAAGGCAUUGCUAUCUUAAGCAAGCAGUGAUUUUCAUUCUGACUCUGUCUGUACGUUGUAGGCCCUGUUGCCAACUUAGGCAACACAUGGUAAGUUGACAAAAGUCAAGCAGGUGUUCAUGGUUUCUUUUCAUUUUUUUCCCCUCUGUAAAGUUUCUUGAGAACAGCAAAAAUGCUGUGAAAGGGAAAUAUUAGGAAUGUGAAUCAUGAGAAUUUGUGUGAGAAAAGGUGAUUCUGGGCCCACGGUUCUUUAAUUCUUUGCCUUUACCCACAUGCUAUAUUACCAAAAGCCAGACAGAGCCGUGCUGGCGGAAGAUGUGAAAUCCAGAUAGCUCACUAUCUGUGAGAGCUAGGCAGCUUUGAUCUCCAAACUGUUAUUGCUUUCAUUAUUAUUGUAACGGA